ACGCACAUGUGCACACGUAACAACAUGGCGCCCGCUACGGUGGAUCUCACGGACUUUCAGAAGGAGAUUUUCGAGAAAAUCAGCAAGAAUGAGGUUUGCGAACUCAAGACGUUGUUGGCGCAGAACAAGGUCAAGAUGGACUUUGUCGAUGAGAACGGCAUGAGCCCGCUCCAACACGCCUGUUAUAAGGGAAACAAGGAAAUCGUGCAGCUGCUCCUCGAUCAAGGUGCUGAUGUGAACGCGUGUCAACACGAGCACGCGUAUACCGCUCUUCAUUUCGCCGCUUUGAGCGGCAACGCCGAGCUAUGCCAUCUCUUGAUGUCGCACGGGGCACGCCUGACGGCGACGAACAGCGUGGGCAGAACAGCCGCGCAAAUGGCAGCGUUUGUUGGAAAUCACAACUGCGUGGCGACCAUCAACAACUUCAUUCCGAAGGCUGAUAUAGAUUAUUAUAUUAAGCCACAGGGUUUGCAGACCGAGCCCAUGCUACCGCCACAUCUAGCCGAUUAUUUCCACAAAUUCAUAAUGCACGUUAACGUGAAUCCUGUACGUAUAUGUAUGAAUCUACAAAGACUUCCUGCACUUCUGGAAAAUGCGGCAAAAAUACAAAAAGUAUUGGAAUCCAUGCGCUAUAAAGAAAUGACGCGAGGCGCUGAGGUAAAUGAAGUGAUGGCUUUCAAGUAUCAUUAUCUCAGUUGCGUUGUCGCCGAGGUGUUGAAAUGUCAGAAGCGCCAAGAAGCCAUGAAGGCGGAGAAGGGCGAGAAGGGGACCGAGGAGAGCGAGGAGAAGAAGUCCGACACUGUCGAGCUUUUGAUACGAAGAUUCCUGAAGUGCAGCAAGAACGACAGCUUGCCGGAGUAUCAGGAGGCAUUUCUGCGGGAAUCCGUGAGGGAGUUUCCGUUCAGAGAGAGCACGAUUUUCCGCCAGAUGGUCGCUACGCUGGCGAGCACAGAUCCGCCGUCCGCCGUUUCCGUGAUCUCCGCCGCGAUAAACGGGCAGCGCGGCUUCGUCGACAACGCCCAGACCUGUGUGACCUGCGGCGAGGACAAGGCCACCAAGAAGUGCAGCAAAUGCAAAGCGGUGCAGUAUUGCGACAGGGAGUGUCAGCGAUUGCACUGGUUCAUGCACAAAAAGGCGUGCGCCAGAUUGGGCCAGUCACCGGCGAACAACGGAAAGCUCACGGAUGUAGAUAAGGAACAGAUCGGCAACGCCGUCGGCUCCAGGCUACAGAACCUAGCUGUUAAAUAAAUAUUGUAAUGUGUACAGAUUUAAUGUUAGCAGCCCAUUCGGAGUGCAUUGUACCCGCGGAUGUUUAUUUUUUCCUGUAUAUAGCCGUUCUACGUAGACUUGGUGGAUCUCCGUAUGACUGUGCCUAUAUCUGUGGAAGCUAACUUUACGGCAUUAUUACUAUUAUGUGUAAGUAAAAAAAACAUUAGCAAUGUGUAAAUUUUCGUUUAGUCAAUCACGCGUUUAUACUUCGAUAUCUCGUUCUUUCUCGACUUUUCAAUCCUUGACAAUCAACUAAAAAAUCCAGCAAGGAGUGAAAACUGAAUCAAAUUAUAAUAAGUUUUUAAUUGUUGUAAACAAAAGUAUUAUUUUCUUUUAUUCCUAUACUGCAAGCUGCCGGACUUUUGCGAACUGACUGAUUUUUUUAUAUAGUUUCCUACUUCCUCAUACUUGAACAAUGAAAUUGCCAAAUAUAUUUAUAAGUUACUAUUAAUCUUGACGUACGCGUGCACUCAGUUCAACAUAUCUGUCAAUAUUUUAGAGCUGUGUUUUCGAAGAACCUUUAUUGUGAUCUGUCUGUCGGAAUAAAGCACAUUUACUUACAAUCGAUA
Molecule: messenger RNA, 1838 nt
Organism: Wasmannia auropunctata (little fire ant)
Lineage: Eukaryota; Metazoa; Arthropoda; Insecta; Hymenoptera; Formicidae
Product: ankyrin repeat and MYND domain-containing protein 2
Exons: 3
Coding region: 7-1248 (413 amino acids)
Molecular function (GO): protein binding
Source: RefSeq, a predicted model, not a curated record